UAGAUAAGAAAAUAGUUUAAAAGAUUUUGAAUUCUAAAAUUUUUAAAUGUAAUGAUAAUUGUUAAAAUUGUUGCUCCCGAUAGUGAGAGACAACUCUGUCGAAGAGCACGAUACCAAGAUGGACUCUCAGGGAGACGUGCAAGUUUUCUUCACCAAGAUACAAGAUUUAUGUAGAGAUGCUUUAAAAACUGUCCAGGCUCUGUUGGAAAAUGACAGUGUAAUAGAUCAACAUUCAAAGGGUGUGAGCUUUCUAGAAGUAAAAAAUGAUGUUCUGCUUGCCUACAUGAUAGAUGUUUCCCUCCUCAUGCAAAGGAAGGUCUAUGGAAAAUCUAUUCAAGGACAUCCUGCACUUCAGCGACUUGUGGAGAACAGAGUAAUUCUUGAAAAGAUGAGGCCCAUUGACCAAAAACUCAAAUACCAAAUAGACAAACUUGUCAAAAUAGCCAAAACAGGAGUCAUGGAUGCUUCCGAUCCUCUCAGAUUUCGGCCCAAUCCAGAUGACCUAGCAGCCAAGUUUGAAAAUGAAGAUUCAGAUGAGGAAGACAAUGAAGACCAAUCCAAGAAAUCUGACUCUGUUUACAAAGCUCCUAAGGUGGCCCCUGUACAUUACGCUGGAGAUGAGACUCAGAAAGAACGACAAGAAAAAGAGAUGGAAAAGCUGAAGCGGCGAGCCCUUAGUAGUACCAUGAUUCAGGAGAUAAGAAGAGACUUCUUGGAUGAACCUGAGGAAGUUAUUGAAUCAAGAGACCUGCAUAGAGUGCGUGAAGAUCGAAAGAGGAAAGAAAGAACACAAUUUGAGGAGGCAUAUUUCACAAGAGUGACUGUGUCCAAAAAGGAUAAAGAAAAGAGUCGACGGAUGUCUACUAUGUCAAGUCUUGAUGGAGUGGUGAAGUUCGACGAUCUCUCAUAUCUUGACCAGGAAGGAGACCAGGUUGAUCUACCAGUAAAGAAGAGGAAAGCAUCCAAAAAAUUAAUGGGAAAGAAAAAGAAGGGCAAAGGGGGCAAAAAGAAAUGGAAGAGUCACUGAAAUAAAGCUUGUUAA
Molecule: messenger RNA, 1042 nt
Organism: Pomacea canaliculata
Lineage: Eukaryota; Metazoa; Mollusca; Gastropoda; Architaenioglossa; Ampullariidae
Product: neuroguidin-like
Exons: 13
Coding region: 119-1027 (302 amino acids)
Biological process (GO): maturation of SSU-rRNA from tricistronic rRNA transcript (SSU-rRNA, 5.8S rRNA, LSU-rRNA)
Cellular component (GO): nucleolus; small-subunit processome
Source: RefSeq, a predicted model, not a curated record